Messenger RNA from Penicillium soppii, 432 nucleotides. RefSeq lists its product as uncharacterized. The record is from RefSeq and is a predicted model, not a curated record. NCBI's taxonomy places the organism in Eukaryota, Fungi, Ascomycota, Eurotiomycetes, Eurotiales, Aspergillaceae. The transcript has 2 exons. The coding region runs from base 1 to 432 and encodes 143 amino acids.
AUGGCUGUCACACUCGGUGGAUCAAUUCGGUGCUGCGGCCAGCUCGUUACAUCCAACCCGAAAAGAAGUCUCGAAUCAACUUCCAGAGCCCCCCUGCCUUUUUGCCUCUCGCUCCAUCUUACUACGCAUUUUCCCUCGAUUAGCUUUAGUGUGAACGGAGGCUCCCGCAGCGUUCACACGCCUGCCUUUAGCCUGCGACAAAUGAUUAAUGGUCACCUUACCUUUGGCGUUGAAAAACCAAAAUGCCACCGCCUAAAAGCUCCUUCGAGGCACGGGGAUUGGCCUGGCCAUAGACUUAUCCUCAGCUGCAGCCCGGCGAAGCGUCCAAUCGUAAUUAUUGGCCGGGAUGCUAGUCAUAUGCAACUAGCGAUUACGAUUCCCCACCCCUCCUGCAUUACGGAGACAUGUGCUUCUCCUCAGCACUCGCGUUGA